This is a messenger RNA of Nymphalis io (European peacock), 1920 nucleotides long. RefSeq names its product zinc finger protein 93-like. Gene Ontology annotation, biological process: regulation of DNA-templated transcription. The record is from RefSeq and is a predicted model, not a curated record. The transcript has a single exon. Lineage: Eukaryota; Metazoa; Arthropoda; Insecta; Lepidoptera; Nymphalidae. The coding region runs from base 101 to 1555 and encodes 484 amino acids. Gene Ontology annotation, molecular function: zinc ion binding; DNA-binding transcription factor activity, RNA polymerase II-specific; RNA polymerase II cis-regulatory region sequence-specific DNA binding. Gene Ontology annotation, cellular component: nucleus.
AUUAAUUUCAGAUUGUAAUGAAAACAAAUAAUUAAUAUAUACAGUUACAUAUUAUUUUUCAUGUAUAUCUUACUCAUUGAUUAUAAAUAACAAUGAAAAUAUGAAUAGCAAAAGAUCAGUUUGUCGUGUGUGUUUAAAAUCAGAACAAAACAAAUACAUAUCAUUGUAUAAAAAAUACAAACAUUACUUGUUAUUUGAAUAUAUAAACGCCCUAACUACUAUUGAAAUCAAACACCGAGAUGGUUUUCCUGAUAAAAUAUGUGAAUCUUGCUUUGAACAACUACAAACUGCAAUAAGUUUUAAAGAAAAAUGUGAAUUGUCCAAUAUUGCCUUACAAAACUAUAAUUUUAAAGACGAGAUACAUACUGACAGCGGUAAUAAUGUAAAAAUAAAGAUAGAAGAAUAUAAAGAAAGUGAAGUUAAAUUGGAGAAGGAUAAUAGUGAGGAAUAUUUAAAUUAUGAUGAUUUAAGUGUAGACAGUGCUGACAAACCACUCACAAUCAUUUUAGAAACUUAUGAUGUACCUAAGAUUAAAUCAGUAGAACAGAAUUUCGAAUGUGAUGACUGUGGGGACAUAUUUAGAUCCAAAUGCAAGUUAAGAGUUCACUGGAAAAAGGUUCAUAUGCCUAAAAGCUUAAUAUGCGAAGAUUGUAAAAGAACAUUUAAGAGUUACAAAGCUCUAAACAUGCAUAAGAAAAAAAAGACUAAAAGCUGCAUAGUUGCUACUGAUAGCAAUGUAUCUAUAGAGGGAAUUGGUAAGACGAGAGUAUUCGUUUGUAAAGAAUGUAAUUACAAGACAUCGAGGAUCAAAGAUAUGUCAUCACAUCUGGUCACACACAGCGGUGAGAGACCAUUUCAAUGUAAUCUUUGUCCAAAUACAUAUACCCAAUACAGUUCUCUUCAAGGACACAAGGAAGGAGCACACCAGAACUAUUUAGUUGAAAUUACCUGCCAUUUUUGUGGUAAAUAUGUUAGGGGACGUCGAAAUGUAUAUAGACAUCUCAAAAGUCACACGGAACAAAAGGUUUCUUGUACGAUAUGUAAGAAAGUUAUGAAUAAAUUGAGUUAUCACACUCAUAUGAAAAGACAUAGCGGUGUUAAGUCGUAUACAUGUGAGAAGUGUGCAUCAACAUUUUACACCAGUGCCGAGUUGUGCAAUCAUAAGCGGUGGGUUCAUAACAAGAAAGAGAAUUAUUUCAAAUGUGAUUUAUGCGAUUAUAAAUGUGCAAAAGCGUAUAAUGUUAAACAACAUCAAAGUAAACAUACAGACAAAAAUUUUCCUUGUACAUUUUGUGGUCGGUUUUAUCUCAGUCCUGAUAAAUUAGCGUCUCACGAAAGAUCACAUUAUGAUGAAAAGAAAUACUCAUGUCCUCAGUGUCAUUUGAAAUUCUUCAAUCGUGACUCCGUUAGGAAGCAUAUGAAGUUGAAGCAUUCAUUGACUAUCAUCACAGAACAGAAGUCCGUAACAGUUGAAGUUAAGAAAGAGAAUGAGAUCCUUUCACAGACUCAAAAUGAUGACCUAAUCAUUGAAAUUGACGCAAAACCCUUUGAUUAAUAUUGUAAUUAAUCAUAAUAUUUUCAUUAAUCAAUUCUAGUCAUUCAUAAAACUUCGUAAAAUAUUAAAUUUGUAACAUAUUUCAUCAUAAUAAGUGUUAUAUGUGUGUGUACUUUUUUAAUGGAGGUAGAUAAAAAAAGAUAGAAAAUUAAAGAGUGAUUACUAUGAAUGUUUCCAAUUAUGGUAUACAUACUACAUACAUACUAUCCCAUAAGGAAUUUUAUAUAAAUAUAUUUAAACAAUUUUAAUUAUUCCAGUAUUAAUUUGUUACUAAGUUUUGAUAAAAUAUUGUAAAUAUUAUAAUUAUAUAUUUUACUGAAAAUAUUAUUACUAGUAUAACAUAGUAUUCAUAAAUGAUAAUAAAC